This is a messenger RNA of Drosophila navojoa, 1568 nucleotides long. RefSeq names its product Syntaxin 6 (gene Syx6). Gene Ontology annotation, biological process: Golgi vesicle transport. The record is from RefSeq and is a predicted model, not a curated record. NCBI's taxonomy places the organism in Eukaryota, Metazoa, Arthropoda, Insecta, Diptera, Drosophilidae. Gene Ontology annotation, cellular component: membrane.
GCAACCGAGCAGUGCGCAGACGCUGGAGCGGCAUAAACAAGUGUGCCUUCUACCUUUAGACUCCUUUUGCUCUGCUAUAACGUCAGUUUACUUCUGGCUAUCGCAAUAGCCUGGCCGCGAGCGCGGUCUCUCGUAUCCACGCCCCCUCGCCCACACAGACCAACACACCGACACACAUACAGAGAUACAGCAACAGCAACAAGAAGAUAACACGGCAAUGUGCAAUAAUCGAUAAACGUGCUGUUCGAAAAAUAAAAACUUCCAAUUAAAGUAAUCGUAGAUUAGAUCAAAAUUGUUAUACACUGUAAUUCGUGCUACUUGAAACAUCUUCACAUUUACGUAGUAAAAAGGAAAUAACGAAACGAGAACAUUUGCAAACUCUCAUAGAUUUUCUUACCAACAAAAACGAAAACGAAGGGGGUUGCUGUUCUCUCGCUUGCACCCUCUUUGUGAGUGUGGGGCACCAACUAGAAAAUAACGAAAAUCCCAUGACUAUAAAAUCCAAGUGUAUCGUUACGGCAAACUUUAAAAUUUCAUUCGAACGCAAACAGGAAAACGUGAGAGGAACGCGCGUGGGUCAUGUCGCUGGAGGAUCCGUUUUUUGUAGUCAAGGACGAGGUUUUCAAAGCGCUGAAUAAGACACGCGGCCUUUACCUGCGUUGGCGCGAGCUGGGCGAGAACGGGGGCGCUGAGGUUGAAUGGACCACGACGGAGCUGCGUAAUUCGCUGCGCAGUAUUGAAUGGGACCUCGAGGAUCUGGAGGACACUAUCAGCAUUGUUGAGAAAAAUCCUACGAAAUUUCGCAUCGAUAAUCGUGAACUCUCCAGCCGGCGACACUUCAUAGACAACACUCGGGAUGAGGUCAAGCAGAUGAAGGAUAAGAUGAGCCUGAAUCGGAGCAGGGACAGAGAUAUAACCGCACAUCAACCACUGCUCGAGAACGAACGCAAUCCCAGCCUCAAUCAUAAUCACAAUCAUAGCCAGAGCAACGAUUAUCACUCGCACAACGAUCGCACCUAUCUGGUCGACUGUCCCAAUACGCAAUCCGUGGCCAAUACUAUAGCUGGAACAAUGUCGGCGGCAACGGCAGCGGCGGCGGCUGCCACUCGGCACAGUGGUACCAAAUACUCGAAACUGGAGAAUGCUCUGGAUAUAGAUAGUCCCAGUCAUUAUGGGGGCAAUCUGGAUAGUCCGGGCCAUCGAUAUGUCGGCGAGACGGUGUCCAUACAGCAGCGUAUGAUCCAGGGUCAGGAUGAACAGCUGGAUAUGAUCAGUGAUUCCAUUGGCACCCUUAAGACUGUUUCCCGUCAAAUUGGCGUCGAAUUGGAUGAGCAAGCGGUCAUGUUGGACGAUUUUGGUAAUGAGUUCGAUACGACCGAAUCAAAGCUCGACACAACUAUGAAAAAAGUUGCCAAAGUUUUGCACAUGAAUAACGAUAAGCGACAGUGGGCCGCGAUUCUCAUACUUUCUGUGCUGUUAUUGUUUGUGAUAAUUUUGUUUAUUAUUUUGUAAUUUUGUUUUUUUAAUUCUCUCUCCGUUGAUUGUAGUGUAAAUUCAUUAGAUUUAUA